Molecule: messenger RNA, 3410 nt
Organism: Sphaerodactylus townsendi
Lineage: Eukaryota; Metazoa; Chordata; Lepidosauria; Squamata; Sphaerodactylidae
Gene: IQUB
Product: IQ motif and ubiquitin domain containing
Exons: 12
Coding region: 100-2496 (798 amino acids)
Biological process (GO): cilium assembly
Cellular component (GO): motile cilium; acrosomal vesicle
Molecular function (GO): protein binding
Source: RefSeq, a predicted model, not a curated record
ACUCUCGCGAGAGUUCAUGGCAUCCUCGUUGCCAUAGAUACAGUGACUAGCGGCGGAGUGCAUAGAACGAUAAUCGUUGAUGUUCGAUUAGCCAGUGAAAUGGCUGAUCCAGAGAAAGAGGGUGAUGACCUUGCUGAAGCAGAGGCUAAUGUUUCAGUAGCUGAACAGCAAGUUGUAGAGGACCCAUCAAUAACUCAAUCAACAGAAGAAAUUAUAGACUUUGUAGAGAUUACAGAAAAACAGAUAGAUGCAACACAGUCAAAUGAAACAGCUGAGCCUGCCAAGCAGGAGCAGCUAAUUCUUGAGUCCAGUGCUUCUGAAGAGGUGCCAGAGAGCUUGGACACUGCAUCAGACCAAGCCCAUGCAGAACCACAGGUUCAGAGAGAUGUUGCAGAUGUGAGAGUAGACACUGCAGCAGAGCAAGAGGAAGCCCAUGCAGAACCACAGGUUCAGCAACAUGCUGCAGGUGUCAAAGAACUUAGUGAUGAAAUUCAGUCUGAUGUUGACACACCAGCUCCAGUAGUUGAAAUAACAGCAAAAGCUUCUGGAACUCUUGCUGAAAAUCUGUCUGGAUUAGCUGCAGAAACACAUGAUUUAGAUAGCCCGCUAUCGGGAACUUCGCAAUCUCAAACACCAGACGUUCCAGAAGAUACAAAAUAUUCUACCACAACAGUUAAGAUUAUGCUACAUCCUGAUAUCCAGAUUUUCACAACGACCUUCAAUAUUAACAGAACUGUGGGGCAAAUGAAAGAGUAUUUUUCAUCACGAUUCAAAAUACCACAGGAUGUUUUACAGUUCAUGUUACUAGGGAAAAUAAUGGAAAAUAAUGAAACUCUACAGGAUCUUGGUGCAAAACAUCAUGGAACAAUUCAGUUUGAUGUGUUCUCCCUAGACGAGGAACGCUUUCCAAUCAAAUCAUCUGAACUCCUCCAAGAAUACUAUAUGCCUGAUGUUAUAACUGUCAAAGUACAAACAGAUGCAGACACAUUUCAGGAUUUAUCUGUAGAGAUUACAAGGCCAACUUUCAAGAAACCAUUUCUAGGUGGAUUUAGACAUAGGCUAACAGGUGUGGAAUAUCACAAUGCAGGAUCACAGACUGUACCCAAAAAACGUCCAGAGAAAGGAUAUGAAGAGUUUUGUCGGUCGACACAGACGGUGGUUGAGAGAAAAAAGCUGCAACAGACAAGAAAUACAGCUUCAACCCAGAUGACUAAAAUUGGUGUUUAUGUUUCAAACAUCACUGAUAAAUUCAUCGAACCAAAAGGCUAUGUCACAGCUGAAGAGUACCAUGCUCGAAGACUUAAGGCAGUCAUUGUCAUACAAACCUAUUUCCGACGGUGGAACGCUAUCAACAUAGUAGUGAGACUAAAAGAAGCAAGAAGGUUGAGAUUGGAGUGGGAAAAACAAGAGGAACAAAGAAAAGAGCGAGAGAAGGCAGAGAAACUGCGGAGAGAGUAUGAUCGAAGGAUGUAUCCUAAAACAAAGGAUGAUUUUGAACUACUCUAUCAUGCUUUGGAGUUGUGGAGGCAGGAGGAGCUUGCACGCAUAGACAGUACCUUCACUGGAGCUGAGCGCAAGGCAGCACUUUGUGUACUUUUAGAGAAAGAGGCCCAGCUGAUUGCUUCCAUUGGGAGGCACAAACUCAACGCUGCUGAAGAAAAUGAGCAAAAGGCAAUCCUGUAUUUCCUGGAAAAGUGUGCUGAACCCAAAAGAUGGAAGGCUUUUGAUGGUAAAAUCACAGAAAUGGAUACCCAAUUUACUCUGCGUGCCAGGGAACUCCUGGAAAUCUAUCACAGUAUUAGUAUGAAAGACAUUCUUCAAGAUGAGCGGUUAGAUGUUCUGCUGACACUGAAGCAUACAGUGAAGGUCCCUCCAGACCCAAUGAGACUUUAUCACAACAUUUACUUUUGCCUUGGUUGCAAGUGCUACCUGCCUUCUACUGAUUUCACCAUGGCUGCUAGUUCACACACUGUUGGUCGGUGUCGUCGGUGCUGCAAGCUGGAUAAUGAAGCUCGUCAGAGAGAAGCCUUUUUGAAAUACAAGCUUAUGCUUCGAAAUCUCAGGCAGGCUGAGAUGAAUUAUAAAGAUGAUGCUAAGAUUGCAUUCUUAAUACAGCAGCAAGAUAUUCAAUAUAUGGUUGAGAAUUUUUGGGGUUCUCAGUCAGCUCUUAGUGCCAGUGACGAUCUCUAUGACCUGGUUAUGGUCAGGUGGGAAAAGUAUCGUGAAUGGGCCCCGUGGAACACCAUUCUUCUCACAAAGGAUGAAGCUGAGGCUCACCUUAAGCUGACAAAUCUUGAAAAGGCUUAUGAGAUGGUGUUCAUACAUAGGAUCAAGCACAAACAUAUCCUUGCAAAGAACUAUUUCGCUCAGUUCCCGGAGAUGGCAGCAGCUCUACAUAAAGGUGACAAGCAGACCUGCUCAAGUGAUCUUCUACUGACAAAGCCUUUAACACCCAGUUCAGCAAAGCAAUCCAUUAGGGAGAAGGCUGUUCACUGAUUUACUGCUUGAAAAAUUUGUCUGAUCUCAAGAUAAAGGGACAUUUGUUUCUUUCUGUCUUAAUUGCUACAGCUUUCCUUUAUUGUACUUGAGAGGACAUAUAGUUGUCUUAAAGCUAGCUUCCAACAAAUGGAUUCCAACUGGUUAUUGUUAUGCUGCAUUUCUCUAAAAAUUCAUCAUAUUUAAGUGUAUAAUUAAAAAUCAUUCUAUACAUAUUCAUUUCUUUAUCAAAAAUGUCCAUCCUUUUUCUCAGUAGCCCUUCCAAAAAGUUCAGUGAUCUCAACCUGAUCUUGGAGACUGGCAGUGCAAUCGUUUGCAGAGUUACAUCCUUCUGAACCUGUUGAAAUAAAUGAACUUGAAAGGAAGUGACUCUGCUUCACAUUGCACUGCAGGCAGUGCAGUUGCUGAAAUAAAACCAGAUCAUAGCUGCUUGUUUAACUACCUUGUGCAGCGUUUUUAUUGCACACGUUAACACAGAUCCAGAGGCAGUUAUAGCCCCAGAUUUGGGGCCAUUGUCUGUUUUAUUUCAACUCCCUUUGCAAACUUUAAGUUGGCCAAGAGUGCAGGAAGAAAGUAUCUCAUUUGAUCUCUGGCUUGCAGUGAGAGUUCUUGAGGGUACAGGAGACUACAUAGCCUCAAGCUAUACUGCUUUUAAAAACAGACUUGGAUUGAAGUGAAAUAACUAACACUGAUUCAUAAAUGUGGCAUUAUUGUAAAGCAUACUCUGCUUAGUCAUAUUUACGACAGACAAUAUCUGUUUAAAUGACAAUAUCUUGGAAACUCUUUACUACAGAAGACUUUUUAAAAGGAUACUACUUAGAUUUGUUUAUUUAAAACAUUUGUAACCUGCGUUCAUCCUCAGAAUUCUUGAGGCAAAAAAAAAUUGCCUGUCAACUAAAGCCUCACAACUUUUA